Paramecium sonneborni is the source of this 940-nucleotide messenger RNA. The record is from the annotation of a GenBank genome assembly. Lineage: Eukaryota; Ciliophora; Oligohymenophorea; Peniculida; Parameciidae.
AUGAGUAUAAAUGAAUAAGAUCUAUAAAGCAAUGUAGAAAAAUUAGUAGAUAAUGUAAAUAUCACUAUUCAUAAAAUAGUAUAUGAAAAAAUCAAAGUCAUUACAUAGAUAAAGAUCAUCUAUUUCAAUGAAUGAAGAAUAACGAGAUUUUACAUAAGAGAUAAUUGAAAAGGAAUUUUAAAAGAGCGCUCUUAUGGAAGAAUUAUCUAAGCAAAUUUAAUUAAUAGUGGAACAUUUAAUUCAUAAGCAUUUGUUUGAUGUUUUAUUAUACUGUAUAUUCCUAGUUUCAAAAUCAACUUCACCAUUUAUAGAAUGAACUAUAAUAAAUGAAAUAAAAAUAAUACACUAUUGGAAGUUAAGAUAGUACCAUUAAAUAAACACUCGUUUUAUCAAAAAAUAGUUCCUUUUCUGAUUUUAAUGAUUAAUUUCUCUUUGAAGAUUAAAUUAAAACCUUGAAAAAUAAAAUCAAAAAUGUGAAGGAAGAAGUGAAUAAAAAAACACAGUAUCAUGAUUCAUUGAUAAACAUGCUUUUUGAUUAAUAGUAAUCAAUAAUUUAUAAUGAUAAUUAAGGAAAGACUUAAAAGAGAACUAAAGAAAAAAUUAAUUUGAUAUUGAUUUAAAAUCGAUUGAAAAAAGAAUGCAUGAUUAAAUAUGGUUAAGUAAUAAAUUUAUGCAAUAAAUUAGAUGUUGAAACAUAAACCCGUGAUCUUGUUGAAACAAAAUUCCAUUAAUUGAAAUAGAUGGUAGAGUAAUAAAAUUAAAAUUAGAAAGGUAACUUUUUAAAGUAAAAAUAGAUAAGGGAGCAGUUGUUUGGACUAUUAUAAAUGAAUGUAAAAGUGAAGUGGAUAAAGUAAAAUUAAAAUUGAAUGAUGUGAACAGUAAUUUGCAAGAAAUGAAAGAAAAUAGUAAUUGGUUUCCUUAAAUUUGGAAAAGGAAAUGA